GUUAAUCUCCUCGGCGAAGCGAUCGAUCGAGAUAUAAAGUUUUUCGACGGAUCGACCUCGAUCCUCCCUCCCUCCCUCCCUCCUGCCCAUGCCGGCGUACGAUGUGCGCUGCAGCUUGCUGGAGGAAGGACGGCUGCCGGCCGUGGCGCCACGCCUCGUGCCAAAACCCAAGAGAACCAACCCUCCGUGGGUCCGCGCAAUCAGGGCGUUCGGCAACACGGCGUGUGUACUAUUUAUUGUCUUCAUCUUGGCGUUCAUGGUUCCACGGAGCAGGGACAAGAACCACCUCCGUCUGUUCUUCAACUGCGCCAUCCCCGUGCUCCUCUCGCUUGGUUUUCCUGUCAUGGCGUAUAUCCUCACGAUGGACGUUGAUGAUCAACCUCAACCUCAGGGCGCAUGCAAUGCGUGAUGCGUGGCUUACUUGUAUUCCGAACCUUCAGGGGCGGAGCCAGGACGAAAAACUAGUGGGAGCAAAGAGGUUCACAAUUUUUUUUAGAAACAUGUAUACGAACUAAUGGGCAGAUCAUCUAAAGGACCAACCACACAAGCAUACAUAUAGUGUCGAAGAAGCAAAAUCAUAUAAUCUAUUAUAAGAUAAUGUCAUCACACACAUAACUAUGACAUGUUCAGUGCCAAAAUAAAAGUAAAUUAACCUCUUAAGACAGAAUAACUUGAGAAAUAUGGGUAUGCCAUCCCUUUUUGUUGCUAUGUCCCUGAUUUCUAGCCUUCAGGCUGCAUGAAAAAAAAAUCAUUUUCAAACAUAGGGAGAUCAUACCAUUCAGGAUUGAAAUACCGCUUACUCUUACCAAUCCACCUGGGUUUAAACUUGGCUGGACAAGGUUGAUAAGCCCCACAUGUCAGGUACUUUCUCCUAAUCUCCUCAUGCUGUUUGAUAUUAUAAUCUGUAAGUCUCUUCCCUUUAGAUGGAUCCCGAGUAAGCUUGUCCAGAUCAACUAUUUCAGGCAUACUACCAGUUGUGGAUUUUGCAAAAUAUCUCUCCAUUAGCUUUCCUGGCAAUGUCAAAUAGUUAAAUGAUACAUAAAUUGAUGUACAUCAAGUCAGUAUAAUACUAUAGUCUAUAUAUUUUAUUCUACUCCCAGCAGAACUCAACCUAGGGUUUCUGGAGUGGUUAAACUUAUUCAUACGAAGUGGUUAUAUGAAGCUAGAUUGAGUCAACCUAAUUACUAACUUGUACCUUUUAAACAUGGAAGCAGAAUAGACUAAUACUUUGAAAAUUAAAAGGGAAAGAUCAGAACUGAACCUAGGGCUGAUGAGUGGCGCACGUCUUUUUCAGUUUUUCUCCUUAGGGACGGCAACCCGGGCCGGCCGGCCGGUCGGCGACUCGGCGUGUACGUGCAGAACUGCAGAUCAAGGCUGAUAGUUGGGUGUCGGCGGCGCCAGCGGCAGCUUCGUUUCGCUUCGGCGGUCGUGCGAGAAGCCAACCGACGGACGAAUGAUACAGUUUUCUUUUGGCGGCUGCUACAAAUCAACCGACUGAUUUUCUCGCGAAAUCAGUCGGGUCCGUAGCCAUCGGAUUCAUUUGUGUAGCCGUAGAUGGGUCAACGCAUCAACCUGCCCCCACCUUUUCCUCUCGAGUCAGCAAACGCACGCAACAGCCUGCCGUCUCCCCCAUGCCCAUUUCUUCGCAGUGGACUUCUCUGUCGCCGCCAACUAGCACAGCCGCUCCAACCCAUGGCCGGCGCUGACGUAGUUUCAUUGCAGCACCGGUGGCCGGCGACGAGGGC
This is a messenger RNA of Triticum aestivum (bread wheat), 1745 nucleotides long. RefSeq lists its product as uncharacterized. The record is from RefSeq and is a predicted model, not a curated record. Bases 89 to 409 code for a protein of 106 amino acids. Lineage: Eukaryota; Viridiplantae; Streptophyta; Magnoliopsida; Poales; Poaceae. The transcript is spliced from 2 exons.